AUGGCUCCAGGCCUCCUUCUCCGGAAUAGAGUACUCCGUACCGCGACAAAGCAUCCACAGACUCAGUGCCCCAACGGCCCGCGCUACAUCUCGUCCCAAAUAAAAACAAGAAGUCUUUGGCCGACCUUGCUGGAGCGCCCCCCGGGUUUGCGGAUAAAGCAGGCGCUCGCUGUCAGCCUCGAAAAAUUUCUGCGUCUCGCGGCUGCGUGCAUCGAGUGCAGCUCAAUUGGAAAUAUCAAGGUCAACAAACAGCAAUCGGGGCCAGGCUCCAACUGGACGGUCGAUCACAUGCAACGCGCACAGUCAGCGGUUGAUUUUUCCAACCUGCUGAACCCCGAGGUUGUGUCGGAGAGCGAUCAGGACUCGCCAACUCUGCUGAAGACUGGCGACGACAUGGCCGCUGCGGUUGGCAUGAUCCGCCCAAACGGGCCUCUGCCAGGAGGGAUGCCCGCUGAAACGACCAACGAGCUCCCCCGCCCCUACAAGUGCCCGCUGUGCGACAAGGCAUUCCACCGCCUUGAACACCAGACCAGGCACAUCCGGACGCACACGGGCGAGAAGCCUCACGGCUGCCAGUUUCCCGGAUGUAGUAAGAAAUUCUCGCGGUCCGACGAGCUGACGCGCCACUCAAGGAUACACAGCAACCCCAACUCGAGGAGAGGGAACAAGGGCCAUCAGCAGCACCCCGGAAUGGGUUUGCAGCCAGAUAUGAUGCCGCCCCCGCCCGCUCCCAAGGCCAUCCGCUCGGCGCCUCCUACCGCCCUGUCUUCCCCUAACGUUUCUCCUCCCCACUACAGCUCGUACAACUUUCACGGGUCCUCUUUGAACCCCUAUAGCCACAGCCGUAGCGCCCUCGGGAGCCAGAGCGGCCCGGAUAUGGCCCUGUUGGCGAGAGCUGCCGGCCAGGUGGAGAGAGAUAACAUGCCCGGCCCCCACCACCACUACGCCCCCCAGAGGCCUCACCCGUACUAUGCCAACGCGGUGCACCACUCGCGCGGCCACUUGCCCGGACUCCAGGCGUACCACAUGUCCAGAUCGCACUCUCACGACGACCACGACGACCACUACGCCCAUGCGUACAGACACGCCAAGAGAUCAAGACCCAACUCGCCCAACUCGACGGCUCCUUCAUCCCCAACCUUCUCGCAUGACUCGCUCUCGCCUACACCAGACCAUACGCCACUCGCAACUCCAGCCCACUCGCCUCGCCUUCGUCCGUACGCUGGCUAUGAGCUGCCGCCAUUUAGGAGUCUCUCUCUGCAGCAGCACACGCCUGCACUGGCCCCCCUUGAGCCGCAGCCAGAGGGGCAGUUCUCGCUUAACCAGGCGCCACCUCAAGUGACACCCAGGAGCACCGGAAUGUCGUUGACAGACAUUAUGAGCCGGCCAGACGGCACACAACGGAAGCUUCCUGUUCCCCAGAUGCCCAAAGUGGCUGUUCACGACUUGCUAGCGCCGAGCGAUGGAUAUAACGGGAGCGGUCGGAGUUCGUCCUCCAACAGCAUCUCUGGAGGCGAUUUAGUGGAGCGGAUGUGA
This is a messenger RNA of Lasiosphaeria miniovina, 1536 nucleotides long. RefSeq lists its product as uncharacterized. Lineage: Eukaryota; Fungi; Ascomycota; Sordariomycetes; Sordariales; Lasiosphaeriaceae. Gene Ontology annotation, cellular component: cytoplasm; nucleus. Gene Ontology annotation, molecular function: RNA polymerase II cis-regulatory region sequence-specific DNA binding. The record is from RefSeq and is a predicted model, not a curated record. The transcript is spliced from 4 exons. Bases 1 to 1536 code for a protein of 511 amino acids.